UGGCGCUUACACCGACGUCCCCAGUCCGGAGCGCGGCGAGUGGUGGGUGGUUCUGGGGAAGUGGCAGGGGGCGACGGCGGCCGCUGCCCCGACUUCCCUCGCCGGUGCACUGAAGAGGACCCUCAGAGCUGCUCCGGGGCCCCAGGCGCAUGAGGAGCGCGCCUCGCACCUGAGAGACUGUGCUGAAUGGCUCCCUUGUGUAGCUCGUCCACGAUCACGGAGCGAGAAGGAGAGUGCCAUUGACACCCCGGGAAGGGUGCCCGGGUGCUGUGGAUCCUUAGUGUGAUACAUGAUCCAGGAAGCGCUCCCCCCUUUCCCUCCUUGGCACUUGCCCCACAUGACAGGAAGGCGAGCUUCUGGUUAGAAGACACGUGCCCAGAGUCCAAGGCCUUCUGCCCACCAUGAAGGGGACCUGCGUCCUUGCAUGGCUGCUCUCCAUCGUGGGGUGGUGGAGACUCGCCCAGCCGGAAUCAGACGCAUCUCAGUGCCAGAGAGCGGAUCACCCAGUCAUUUCCUAUAAAGAAAUUGGCCCCUGGUUACGGGAGUUCAGAGCGAAGAAUGCUGUGGAUUUCUCGCAGUUAACAUUUGACCCAGGACAGAAAGAACUUGUUGUAGGAGCAAGAAACUACCUCUUCAGGUUACAGCUCGAAGAUUUGUCUCUGAUCCAGGCUGUGGAGUGGGAGUGUGAUGAAGCCACCAAGAAGGCCUGUUACAGCAAGGGCAAAUCCAAGGAGGAAUGUCAGAACUACAUCCGGGUGCUUUUGGUGGGUGGCGACCGGUUAUUUACCUGCGGGACCAACGCCUUCACGCCUGUCUGCACCAACCGCUCGCUGAAUAACCUGACCGAGAUCCAUGAUCAGAUCAGUGGCAUGGCCCGCUGCCCCUACAGUCCCCAGCACAAUUCCACGGCUCUUCUGACGGCCGGCGGGGAGCUGUAUGCCGCUACAGCCAUGGACUUUCCGGGACGGGAUCCCGCCAUUUACCGGAGCCUGGGGAUCUUGCCUCCACUCCGCACGGCGCAGUAUAACUCCAAAUGGCUCAACGAACCAAACUUCGUGUCGUCUUACGACAUCGGAAAUUUCACCUACUUCUUUUUCCGAGAAAAUGCUGUGGAGCACGACUGUGGGAAAACCGUGUUCUCCAGGGCUGCCCGCGUCUGUAAGAAUGACAUUGGGGGCCGGUUCUUGCUGGAGGACACCUGGACCACGUUCAUGAAGGCUCGCCUGAACUGCUCCCGGCCCGGGGAGGUCCCCUUUUACUACAACGAGCUACAGAGCACGUUCUUCCUUCCUGAGCUGGAUUUGAUCUACGGCAUCUUUACCACCAACGUGAACAGCAUCGCCGCCUCGGCCGUGUGCAUCUUCAACCUGAGCGCCAUCUCCCAGGCCUUCAACGGGCCCUUCAAGUACCAGGAGAACUCACGCUCCGCCUGGCUGCCGUAUCCCAACCCCAACCCCAACUUCCAGUGUGGCACGGUGGACCAAGGCCUGUACGUGAACCUGACAGAGAGGAACCUGCAGGACGCUCAGAAGUUCAUUCUGAUGCACGAGGUGGUGCAGCCGGUGACCUCGGUGCCUGCGUUCAUGGAAGACAACAGCCGCUUUUCUCACAUGGUCGUGGACGUGGUACAGGGCAGGGACAUGCUGGUCCACAUCAUCUAUCUGGCCACAGAUUACGGCACCAUUAAAAAAGUGAGGGCGCCCCUGGCCCCGGCUGCUGGCAGCUGUUUGCUGGAAGAGAUCGAGCUCUUUCCCGAGCGGCGGGGACAGCCCAUCCGGAGCCUGCAGAUCCUCCACAGCCAGAGCAUCCUGUUCGUGGGCCUGCAGGAGCACGUGGCCAAGGUCCCGCUGAAGAGAUGCCCGUUCUACCUCACACGCAGCGCCUGCAUUGGGGCCCAGGACCCUUACUGUGGCUGGGACAUGGUGAUGAAGAAAUGCACGAGCCUGGAGGAAAGCCUAAGCAUGACGCAGUGGGAGCAGAGCACCUCCACCUGUCCUACGAGGAAUCUCACGGUGGACGGGCACUUCGGCGCAUGGUCUCCGUGGACGCCCUGCACGCACACGGACGGCAGCGCCGUGGGGUCCUGCCUGUGCCGCACCCGCUCCUGCGACAGCCCGGCCCCCCAGUGCGGCGGCUGGCAGUGCGAGGGCCCCCGCAUGGAGAUCGCCAACUGCUCCAGGAACGGAGGCUGGACCCCCUGGACCUCCUGGUCUCCCUGCAGCACCACCUGUGGGAUCGGCUUCCAGGUGCGCCAGCGGUCCUGCAGCAACCCCACUCCCCGGCACGGGGGCCGGGUGUGCGUGGGGCAGAAUCGUGAGGAAAGAUACUGCAACGAACACUUGCUGUGUCCCCCGCACAUGUUCUGGACAGGCUGGGGUCCCUGGGAACGGUGCACAGCCCAGUGUGGGGGCGGCAUUCAAGCUCGCCGCAGGACCUGCGAGAACGGACCUGACUGCGCAGGCUGUAAUGUGGAGUACCAGCCUUGCAACACCAACCCGUGCCCCGAGCUGAAGAAGACCACACCCUGGACGCCCUGGACACCCGUCAACAUCUCAGACAACGGGGGCCACUACGAGCAACGGUUCCGCUAUACCUGCAAAGCCCGCCUGCCUGACCCAAACCUGCUGGAAGUGGGAAGGCAGAGAAUCGAGAUGCGGUACUGUUCCAGCGACGGAACCAGUGGCUGCUCCACGGACGGUCUUUCUGGGGAUUUCCUGCGCGCUGGGAGGUACUCCGCCCACACUGUCAACGGGGCCUGGUCAGCCUGGACGUCGUGGUCACAGUGUAGCCGUGACUGCAGCAGGGGCAUUCGGAACCGGAAGCGAGUUUGCAACAACCCCGAGCCCAAGCAUGGGGGAAUGCCGUGCCUGGGCCCGUCCCUAGAAUACCAGGAGUGCAACAUUUUGCCCUGCCCAGUGGACGGCGUCUGGUCUUGCUGGUCUCCCUGGUCAAAGUGCUCGGCGACGUGUGGUGGUGGGCACUACAUGAGGACGCGCUCGUGCACAAACCCAGCCCCAGCCUACGGAGGGGACAUCUGCCUGGGGCUGCACACGGAGGAGGCACUGUGCAACACACAGCCCUGCCCAGAGAGCUGGUCGGAGUGGUCAGACUGGUCUGAGUGUGACACGUCUGGAGUCCAGGUCCGUGCCCGCCAGUGCAUCCUUCUGUUUCCUGUCGGCAGCCAGUGUUCUGGAAACACCACCGAGAGCCGGCCGUGUGGCUUUGAAUCCAACUACAUCCCAGAAGUUUCUGUGGCGAGAUCCAGUAGUGUAGAAGAGAAACGAUGUGGGGAGUUCAACAUGUUCCACAUGAUUGCCGUGGGGCUGAGCAGCUCCAUCCUGGGCUGCCUCCUUACACUGCUCGUCUACACCUACUGCCAGCGCUACCAGCAGCAGUCCCAUGACGCCACCGUCAUCCACCCUGUUGCUCCCGCCCCUCUCAACACCAGCAUAACCAACCACAUCAACAAACUGGACAAGUACGACUCGGUGGAAGCCAUCAAGGCAUUUAACAAAAACAACUUGAUCCUAGAGGAAAGAAACAAGUACUUCAACCCGCAUCUUACCGGGAAGACCUAUUCUAAUGCCUACUUUACAGAUCUCAAUAACUACGAUGAGUACUGAUAGCUGUUCUAUUUUUGGCUUCUCGUAAUCCCCCAUUCCUCAAGGCCUAUGCUCCAUGACUGCCCAUGUCUCCAAGACUUCAUAGAUGAAGUUUGGAUACAUUUCAAGUGCAUUUCAAGCCACGAGUGUCCCAUUGCUGCCAAAAGCAGACAUCCCGAAAAGCAACAAAAAUCUAGAUAUGAUGUCGUGAAAGUCUGGUCUAAACGCUUGAUCAUGGUCAAUUGAGCCAUGGCGUGAAGUUUUGUUUAUAGUUUUUUUUUUUUUUUUAAUUGCCGUUUGGUCCAUUUUUCUAACAACUCUGUUGUUUUCUUGUGCUUUUUAAUAAAUGUACCACCCACAUAGGAAGGAGGAGUCUUUAGAAAUAGGAAUGUCUUCCUGUUCUUGAGCAUAAAUCUUCAUGAUGUUUUUAUUCAAGAAAAUAGACACUUCCGACGAGAGUCCCCCUCCCGCCACAAAGAGUGUUGGGUCCGUAGUAUUUGGUAAAAUGAGGGCUAGGAAUGUGGCUGUAUAGUUACUCACCACGGAUCUCCCAUCUUCCCAACCUGGAUAAUUCUGUGGAAACCUCGGAAGCAACUUGUGUGUUUGGACUUGGAAUGGUUCUCACCUGGGCAAGGGCAGGGAUUCACCCGAGCUUGUGUCUGUGGAGGUGAUGAUGGCAUGAGGUGUGACACCCUCAUCCCUCCCUUAGUCUUGAUGCAGUGCCGGUGUCACCCCCGGUGGAGCUGAGCGUAAAGACCAGAGGCUCAGACAUGACGAAGGGUCCAGCCUUCUGUGUGAUGCUGCAGGGCUAGUCGCCAUAUUCUCGCUUCUGGAUUUCCUGGCAUUCCCGGGAGCUGCCUGUCACGCACUUGGCCCAGAAGCCCACCGGUCUGGUCCUGGAGAGCCAUGUGUAAAACCACCACUCGCUCACCAUUUGGAUAACCUCCUCCUCCUCUCCAUCCCUGCAAGGAAAGAUCGUGAGCAUUCAUGACACCAAUGAGGGAAGGUAUUAGACAAUACUUUGAAAUAUAAUUGAAACCAGCUUUUUUUUUUUUAAUUUUCCAUGUUAUAGAAAGGAUCAAAAGAACUGACCUUUAAGGAGAAGCAACUUUGUAUUUUCUGUGUGCUGAUAGAACUAGUGUGUGGCCAUCAGCCCCUUCCCAGCGCAUUACUCAUGAGUGAAGCUGGCUUUCUGCAGCCUGUCGAUGUACAUAUUGGCGUAAGCCCCAAGUACCCAGCUGUCAUUUGCUGCCUCCGGGUCAGGUGAGGAGGACACAUUUCGUUCUGGUGCCUUGUGUUUCUAUCUCUCUCAGUGCUGCCCUCUCCUCCACCCCCUCCCACUUCUCCCUGCACCGAGGCAAUUGCAUUUCAAGAUGUACCUUGAGAAAGCAGGAAAGUAAGGUUUUCAGUGAUCCCUGCGGUUCUGAGCAUUGAUCACCCUAAGCAUUUCAGAGUGUUAUAAUACUACUCAUAGAAGUCCCUGGAAAGGCAGGGAAAAAAAAAAAAAAAGCAGGAGAAAUUAUUCAUAAACAACUGAUACAGUUGGUUGAAUAAUUUCCG
Lutra lutra (Eurasian river otter) is the source of this 5162-nucleotide messenger RNA. It is a transcript of the gene SEMA5A, whose product is annotated as semaphorin 5A. Gene Ontology annotation, biological process: positive regulation of cell migration; axon extension; axon guidance. Bases 402 to 3623 code for a protein of 1073 amino acids. Gene Ontology annotation, molecular function: chemorepellent activity; semaphorin receptor binding. Lineage: Eukaryota; Metazoa; Chordata; Mammalia; Carnivora; Mustelidae. The transcript has 24 exons. The record is from RefSeq and is a predicted model, not a curated record.